AUGGCUUCUCGUAUCUUCACCGCCGGUGUCUUCGCCGCCUCCAUCUCUCAAGUCCUGGCUUCGUGCGCCUAUGGAACCCAUCUCGACCCCCGUGCCGAAGGAGGAAAGGUCAAGGUCAACACCUUCGCCUACACCGGAGCCAAUGGCCCCCUGAACUGGGUCGCGCUGGACACCACGGCCAACGCCCUCUGCGCCACUGGAAAGACGCAGUCCCCUAUCGACAUGACUGUCGGCGCCUUCAACACCCUCCCCGGUAACUCCAUCAACCUCCAGAUCCCCAACAUGGAGGAGACCGAGUUCGAGAACCUGGGAACCACCGUCGAGGUCAUCGCCAAGGGAGGCUCCAUGCAAGUCGGCGGCUCCAACUUCACCCUCCAGCAGUUCCACUUCCACCUCCCCAGCGAGCAUCUCGAUGAUGGAAGGAGCAUGGCUAUGGAGAUGCACAUGGUUUUCGAGGGCGCGAACCAGGAGAUUGCCGUCAUCGGAACUUACAUCGACGUCGAGCAGGGUGCCACUGCCGCUGCCCCCGUCGCUGCGGCACCUGCCACCGAAGCCGCCGCUGGUCAGAACAAGACCGCCGAACGCCGCACCAAGAUGUCCCGUCGCGCGUCUCUCGAUGCCGCCAAGGGUGCUGAGGCCGCCAAGCCCAUUCCCGCCAUGACCCUCAACCCCGUCAAGGCCGAAGCCGCCUCUUCCAACCUCCUCGCCACCGUCUUCUCGUCUCUCGAUGCCAUCAAGGAGCCUGGUACCGUCACCAAGACCGGUGCCCUUGAUAUGCAGGAGGUCGUCAGCCUUCUGACUGCUGGCAGCUUCCAGAGCUACAUGGGUUCUCUUACCACUCCCCCUUGCUCUGAGGGUGUCCAGUGGCUCGUGUCUACCCAGAAGCUCAUGGUCCAGCCCCAGACUUUUAACGCCGUUCGCGAUGUCAUCGGCUUCAACGCCCGCUUCCCUCAGAACACCCUUGGCCAGGACAACAUCCUUCAGGUCGCCCAGAAGACUGUUGCCAGUGUAAACGGUGCUGCCGCAGCUGCCCCCGUCGCUGCGCCAGUCGCUGCCCCCGCUGCUGCUCCCGCCAAGGAGGCCGCUGCUCCUGCUGCCCCUGCCGCACACGCCUAA
Colletotrichum karsti is the source of this 1116-nucleotide messenger RNA. Its product is annotated as carbonate dehydratase. The coding region runs from base 1 to 1116 and encodes 371 amino acids. Gene Ontology annotation, molecular function: zinc ion binding; carbonate dehydratase activity. Lineage: Eukaryota; Fungi; Ascomycota; Sordariomycetes; Glomerellales; Glomerellaceae. The record is from RefSeq and is a predicted model, not a curated record. The transcript has 3 exons.